AUGGGAAUCUUGGGAACAGCUAUUACUUAUUCUUUCUUGACUUCUUCAUCCAUUUUACUGAACAAAAUAUUUUAUAUCACCAUCUUCAUCAAGAAUCAAUUAUUUACAUAUGGAAAAAUGGUUGGAAAGAAUUAUACUUUUGAUAAUGAAACAAUUCAUCAAUUUGAAAAUAAUAUAUAUAAAUAUUGGUAUUGGAUUAAAGAUACAUAUCCAGAAAUAGGAACAGUUGCUUCUAGAAUUUUUGGUAUUUGUGCUAAUGCUGCAUCA
Molecule: messenger RNA, 267 nt
Organism: Diversispora eburnea
Lineage: Eukaryota; Fungi; Glomeromycota; Glomeromycetes; Diversisporales; Diversisporaceae
Source: the annotation of a GenBank genome assembly